AGCUUUUGUUAUUAACUACAGCAUUUCUGCCUUUAUGAAUUGUUUGCACCUUGUCUACUGUAGCCUGUACCUUGUCCCUUAAAUCUUAAAGCUCCUCCUUGUUUUAUGGACCAGAAGGCGUGAGACGCUGUUGAAGGCGUUUGUCAAAGUUCAACAUAAGAUUGUAAAAAAAAAAAAAAAAAAAACAGGCUGCACAACAACUUUCGUCAUUCUGAGGGAUGGCACACCACAAGUUCACUCCAUGUGUAAUGUGAAGGAAGAAGCCCAGGCAAGACCGUGCGCGCGCUCUGCUCUGCGUGUCUUGGAGACAGGUACGGCUGCAUUUUACGCGGCAGCGCACACUCACACGCGCACACUCACACGCGCACGGAUAUGUCAUGCUUAUCGAUACAUAAUGCACAACAUCUAGCACACCUUGGUCCGUCUUUAGGACGCGCAUUAGACCUGGAUCAUUUCGGCAUCUACUCGAUCCUUUAGUGUGUGUGUGUGUGUGUGUGUGUGCCAGUUCUGGAGUUGUUCACAAGAAAAAAGGAAACCGCAAGUAUUUUCUUGACUUUCUAUUAAGGACGUACGUUUAAAAAAAGAAAAGAAAAAAAAGUGGAAUAAACUACACCAUGGGUUUAUCCAGAAACGAAACGCUGAGGUCUGAGGAUGAGAUGGAAAAUGAGCCGCCCGGUCCGGAGGUGGUGAUCGUCCCGGUGAUAUUCGGGUGCAUCUUUUUCUUAGGGAUUGUCGGGAACACUUUGGUGAUGGUGGUCAUCGGGAGGAUCAAGUCGAAGCGCUCGAGAAGCACCACCAACAUUUUCAUCCUCAACCUCAGCAUAGCGGACCUCUCCUUCCUGCUCUUCUGCGUGCCCUUCCAGGCCACCAUUUACUCGCUCCCCGAGUGGGUUUUCGGCGCCUUCCUGUGCAAGUUCGUGCACUACGUCUUCACGCUGAGCAUGCUCGUGAGCAUCUUCACGCUCGUCGCCAUGUCCGUGGACCGGUACGUGGCCGUGGUGCUCUCCAAGAAGUCGCCGUGCAUACGCAACCGCAGGAACGCGCUCGCCGGCGUGUGUGUGACCUGGGCGCUGUCGAUCGUCUUCGCCGUGCCCGUGGCGCAGCAUCAGAUCGUGACUAAUUACCAGGACGCCCCGAACAGCUCCUUCUGCUGGGAGAUCUGGCCCGAGCAGGUGCCCAGGCGCACGUACAAAGUGACCAUUCUUAUCACUGGGUAUCUGUUACCGCUGCUUUUGAUCACGUGCUGCUACACCAAGGUAUUAUAUCACCUUCAUAAAAAAAUAAAGAACAUGUCCAAGAAAUCCGAACGCUCAAAGAGAAAGACAGCGCAGACGGUUCUGUUGGUCAUCGCAGCGUUCCUCUUCUGCUGGAUGCCGCACCAUAUCAUAGCCAUGUGGGUGGAAUUUGGAGACUUCCCCCUGACCGAAGCCUCCUUUGCAUUCCGUAUCAUGGCGCACUGCUUGUCCUAUGGAAACUCCUGCGUCAACCCCAUUCUCUACGCCUUCCUCUCUGAGAACUUUCGGAAGGCUUGCCGGCAGGUCUUCACCUGCCAUCUCUUCUACUCGCCGCCACCUGUGAAGAAAAUAGCACGGAUCCGGAUGGAAAAUUUCUCCACCACACACUCCACCACCACCGUGUAAGAGGAACGACUGACGAGCUCUGAAACGCGUCAAGAUGAAACUGAGCAACAAUUUCACCGGAAAGAAGUCUACAGCUCUUAUUCGAUUGAAGCUAAAGCCCUCGCUGCUAUUUAGACUUUAAACACAGCAGUGCAUCUACAGAUUGCUUGAACCCAGGCUGUAAACCACCAGAGCAGAUAGCUUUUGGAAAAGAAACAUUUUCUGAAUAGUUACCUAUUCACAGGUAGCCUUGAGAGACGAAAACACUUUACUUUGUCCAGAGUGGUCCACAGAAGUCGACGCUCUGAUUAUAGAAUUAAAAAACAUCCAUGUUGGUGUUGCUCAGUGAAUAGUGCAGUGUUAACGUUUUUUUUUUGUUUUUUUUUUAGUGAAACUUAAUUUGCGUAUGCUAAUCUGUGAUAUUUGUAUGGCAUAAUUUGCUAAUUGACUUGUUUACAUGGUUAAAUGUAAUGUGUAAUGUGCAGCCUGCAUCCAUCAUCACAAUAAAGAAAUUGACAACGACGUUAACACAAGACCUUUAGAAAUGUUUUCUACAGAUCCACACACUAAUAUAGAUGCAUUUAAAGUUGUAUAAGAGUUUUCUUGUAUAUGGCGGCACA
Molecule: messenger RNA, 2239 nt
Organism: Clarias gariepinus (North African catfish)
Lineage: Eukaryota; Metazoa; Chordata; Actinopteri; Siluriformes; Clariidae
Gene: galr1b
Product: galanin receptor 1b
Exons: 3
Coding region: 615-1640 (341 amino acids)
Biological process (GO): neuropeptide signaling pathway
Cellular component (GO): membrane
Molecular function (GO): G protein-coupled peptide receptor activity
Source: RefSeq, a predicted model, not a curated record